UUUGUUUGCAGAGUGAUAAGUCGGGACGGUCAAACUGACCAGGGUUGCAUUAAACAAACUUCAGCCAUGCACCUCAGAGGUAGCCAACUUGACCGUCCUUUGCUGCUGGGUAUGUUGUGUGAGGAAAGCAGGUUCUAGCAGCCGUCGAUGCUGUGUUGAGAACUUGACUCGGGGUUUCCAGAAGUUGUCUGCAAUGUGUCGAAGAAUCCCGGUUUUGGUGUCCUGGAAAUCCAAAGCGGUGCUUCUGUUUUUACUUCUGAUCAGUCUGCUACUGCACGUCCUGAUCGCGCUGCUGCCUGUCCAGGAGUUAAAUGUACAAAUAUGUAGCCCUGGCAUACAGGGGGGUCACUCUCUCUCCCACCGGCUGCCGCUGAAGGGCAGUGACCUGCGGGGCUUUGCCGGCACCGGGACCCUGAGCCGCACAUCUCAGUCCCCGGGAAAGGCGAGGGCUUCGAUGUCGGCCCCUGCUCUCGACGGCACUUGGCAGCGGGGUCCCACCGGGCAGAAUGCAUCGAAACUGGCAGCCUUGUUUCAGCACCCGCUCUACAACAUCCCCAGACCUCCGCUGUCACCCGAUGACCAGCUCUUCUCAGUGAAUUCGGCGGAAAGGUUCACGGCAAAGAGCAGCGACAGUGACGGCUGGGUUAGCCAGGAGCAGGAGUAUGUUCUGCCAGAUGGCGAAUCUCCUUCUGAUACGUAUCCCAACUGGCUGAAGUUCUUCAUCGGAAUUAACCGACGUGAGCUCUAUGCACAGAACAGCAGUGUCGUUGCCUCCUUACUGCAGGAGCUCGCAACCCUGAGGAUUGUCCGUGUCAUUCAGAAACUUGGUGGGACUCAGCUGAAGUUGACGAUGACAUUGCAGAACUAUGGCAAAGCCUUGUUUAAACCUUUGAAACAGACCCGGGACGAGGAAACAUCCCCAGAUCUUUUCUACUUCUCCGAUUUUGAGAGGCACAAUGCAGAGAUCGCUGCCUUUCAUUUGGACCGAAUUUUAGGUUUCCGCCGCAUUCCACCCGUCUCGGGUCGUCACGUCAACGUGGUGGAGGAUAUCAAAGAGCUGACGACUGAUGAUCGCCUGGAGCGGACUUUCUUUAUCUCGCCAG
Molecule: messenger RNA, 1103 nt
Organism: Hypanus sabinus (Atlantic stingray)
Lineage: Eukaryota; Metazoa; Chordata; Chondrichthyes; Myliobatiformes; Dasyatidae
Product: extracellular serine/threonine protein kinase FAM20C-like
Exons: 5
Biological process (GO): protein phosphorylation
Cellular component (GO): Golgi apparatus
Molecular function (GO): phosphotransferase activity, alcohol group as acceptor
Source: RefSeq, a predicted model, not a curated record